UGUGCAUCCGCCUGUGUGAAUGUCCUUUUUUUCUUUAACACUCUCUCUCCCUCUCUCUCUCUCUCUGUCUUGUGUGCAUUUUUGAAGGAAUGCAACCCAUGGUUCUCCACCCUUUUCUGAAAAUCGGACAGAGACUUUAUGAUAGCGUCUCAAGAGUCGUUUUCUUCUGAAGCCUUUGUGUUGUUUAUACAGUUUCUCAGAUCAUUUGAUUUUUAAAUGUAACACCACAUUGUGUUUUAGGUCUGUAACCGCAACAUUGUAGUAAUUAUGGUCCUGAUCAUAAAAUGACAGAGGUAUUAAUACGUUGGUGUGCGAGUAAUGGGUUACCAGGCAUUGCUCUCAUUAUGACAAGAUUGUCAGCAUAAACAAAAGAUUGUCAAACAUAUGAGUGCAUCAAAAAAAUCCAGAUACUUUGCUUUAUUGCUUUCUUUAAAAACAUUUAUUUUUUUCAUAUCCAUAUCGCCUUUCUCAGUUCUUCGUCCCUCAAGCACCUCUGGCAUUUCUCUGUAAAACCACUCCCUCACUCUGACCUCACAUCUCAGACAAAGAGGCCAAACACCCAAAUAACAUUAUCUCACAAAAAAAGAAAGAAAAAGUUGUCUUCUUCUUUACUUUGGGCCUGCUUUUUUUUAACCAAAAACUCAGUCACCAGAUCCGUGAGGAAAGAAACAUUGGUGGCAGUUGUUGCACUUUUGGCAGUUGUUUAUCUUGAAUGAGCCACCGCUGAGGAGAAAUGUAAUUGGCUGAGAAAUCCAAUCAAGACGGCUGUUUUCUCAUCACGACCUGUGUGUUUGGUGCCCUAUCUGUGCUAUAGGGACAGAGUGAGCCUGUGGAUGGGAUACAUGGGCUAGAAAAGCACAAAAGUGCAACAAACUAUCUAUUUAUCAAUCAAUCAAUCAAUCACUAGUAGUGAUAAACUAGUCCUCAUUUAGCGGUUGAUCUUCAGGUAUGUAAGAAAGACCAGGAACUUGAAAAGUAAGGGGCCCACUUGUUCACCGAAUCAUGUGGCUCAUACCUUUCUUGUGUUUUUUUUUUUUACAGCUUUAUUGCUUUUUUAUAUCCACAGAUGCAUCCUUCUAUGUUCCAAUUUCAUGUGGCUCUCACUUUCGUUUCUUUGACAACUGCCAAUACAUUUCGCAGUAAUGAGUGUGUAUCUCUCUCUCUCUCUCUCUGUGCUUGUUCAUGUGAGUGUCAAAUGGUGUUAGCAAAAUCACUUAUAAGCACUCGAACAAAAUGUUCUCAUGUGAGAAAACAACAAACCACAAGUACACAAAGACAUUUCAGUCUGAGUGCAUAUCUUGAUUGUGUGCUUAUGGUUAUUCCGUGCACAUUAGAAACCGUGUUUGUGAGAGGCAUCGUUAAGCAUCUCUAUUUUCAGCCUUCACCGGACAUGAUUCAGACACAGACUUGUGUAAUUCCCUGGGUAAACCACAUGUGUGUGUGUGUGUGUGUUCAUGUGUCUGUGUGCACUCAAACUGCUGACAAUUCUUUACGAACAUACUGUCACCCUACCACAGCACUCACUACCUCAAAAUUGCCUUCUGUCUUUAGAAACCUUUAAAAAAUUAAAAUGCGUAAAGAAGAACAUUUUUACUGUCUUGAAUUGUCAAGCUUAGGAAGGCAAAAGCCAAAAGUCACGCUCAGUCGAAGGAGUCCAGUUCUUUGAGUACAGCAGGUGGAGCUAGAUUACUUCUGUAUACUUGGUUUAGGGGAUGAAAUUUAACAAAGUAAAAAAAAUGCCAGAGCACUCUGAAAGGAACUCCCAGGGAAAGGGCAGACCGAAACACACACACACACACACACACACACACACACAGAGAGAGAGAGAGAGAGAGAGGGGGAGAGACAUACUUCGUCAUUUCGGUCCGUACGUAGCGCUGCAUUUGAAUGAUGUCUAUCUUUUCGUCACCUUCCGCAAAUGGACAGAUGAACUUCGUCUCACCAUCAUGUGGAACAGCAUCAUAACGCGAUCAACGCAGACUAACGUCUAUUGCAAGUAUUGCCAGUAAACUGUGAUUAUUCACCGUAGGAGGGUCUUCUGAAGAACUCUGGGACACAGACUUCUGGAUAUCAAACUAAAAUUGGGUCUGUUCCGGUCGCCUACACACCGGAUGUUGAAGUAGGCAGCGGCCCUGUGUUUCCUGUACGGAAAGCUUCAGUUCCCAUGGAUCUGCGCGUGACCCAGAGGCGCUCGGGUGGCGAGGCGGCCAUGUUGUCCCCCCUCAUCUACAGCACCUUCAGUAGCCAGCCCUGCAACCAGUAUGCCCAGCAGCACAUGCAGUUCGCCAGACAGCAGAGAUGGAACGAGAGGGAGCGGGAGAGGAAGCAGGAGAAGGAGCAGGAACAGCUGCAACAGAUCCUGCACAAAGACCCCAGCGAGCAGAGCGCGGUGGCCAGUGCGGUGGUGAAGCAGAAGCUGCAGCAGAAGAUCCUGCAGAAGCUGGAGAGGACCAGCUCGGCCCCGCUCAGCACCCCGCCCCGCGGAUACAGGGAGCUGGCACCAGACCCUGAGAUGACACCCAAAUGUCACCUGGUGAGCCCCCCUGUCUCCCAGCAGCCCGAGUACAGGAAGGAGAGGACUCUCAGGAGGACAUCCUCUGAACCCAUCCUGAAAGUGAAGGCCAAAAGGAAGCCCAGCCCGAGGCAGAAUCCCCUAAGAAGCAAGCACAGACACCCAGAUGGCCUGGCGGACUCAUCUCCCAGCAGCAGUAGUACUCCAGUCUCUGACUGCAGCUCGUCCAACGACAGCCUGCCUGACAGAGUGCUCCCCCUCCCCACCCAACUGGCCCCUGAGGAGAUCAGUGGCCUUCUGUCCUCUCGCCUGCAGCCUGUCCUCAUCCUGGAGCCCUCGGGCCUGGUGCACACACAGUUCAUCACAGUGCCCACACUGGCGUCGGUGCCCUUGCAGUACCCACCUCUGAUGGACCGCCUGAUGGGGCCCAGCUCCCACAAGCAACUAGGCCGGACCCGCUCCGAGCCGCUGGCUGCCACCCACAGCCCCUCCCACCCCCACGCCCUCCUCAUGCAGCAACGCAAGCCCCUGCAGAGGCUCCCUCAGCACUCCCCCCUCAGCCAGUUCGCCUGUAAGCCCCGGCUGAAGCAGAUCUUGUCAGAGGAUCUGGACCCAGAGGAGGAUGAGGAGAGAGAGGAGCUGAUGGCGGAGAGAGAGAGGGAGAGAGAACGAGAGCGGGACGCGGCCAGGGAGAGGGAGAUGGUCUUCCGCCGAGUGGAGCCGCCAAGCAUCACCAUGAAGGAGAGCCAGAGGGAACACAUCACCCUGCAGAACUCCAUCAUGAGACAGAGGCAGCUCAUGCCAGUCCCUGUCCUGACCAGCGGCACCCACCGCCCGCUGGGGCGUGCGCAGUCGUCCCCGGCCUCUACGUCCUACUCUGUGCCUGACACCACUGUGCCCUCUCCAGUCACCACGGAGCCUGCCAGCAAACUGCGCUUCACCACUGGGCUGGUUUAUGACUCACAGAUGCUGAAGCACCAGUGUACCUGCGGUGAUAACAGCUUUCACCCCGAGCAUGCUGGGAGGAUCCAGAGUAUUUGGUCUAGACUGCAGGAGCGGGGCCUCCGCAGCCAGUGUGAGACCAUUAGAGGCAGGAAGGCAACACUGGAGGAGUUGCAGUCAGUUCACUCGGAGAAACAUGUGCUUGUGUAUGGCACCAACCCUCUCAACCGCCUUAAACUGGACCGCUGCAAAAUCACAGGAAUAUUAUCACGGAGGAGGUUUGUGAUGCUGCCCUGUGGAGGAUUUGGGGUGGACUCGGACACGGUGUGGAACGAGAUGCACACGUCGACGGCGUCGCGGAUGGCUGUGGGCAGCGUGACUGACCUGGCCCUCAAAGUGGCCCAGGGUGAACUCAGGAAUGGAUUUGCCGUGGUGAGGCCUCCUGGACACCACGCGUCUCACUCGGAACCCUUGGGUUUUUGUUUUUUCAACUCUGUGGCGAUUGCAGCAAAGCAGCUCCAGCAGAGACUGAAUGUCAGCAAGAUUCUCAUUGUUGACUGGGAUGUUCACCAUGGCAAUGGCACCCAGGAGAUCUUCUACAAUGACCCCAGUGUUCUGUACAUCUCCCUGCAUCGCUAUGACGAUCGUACCUUCUUCCCUGGCAGCGGAGCCCCAGAGGAGGUGGGGAUGGGUGCAGGUGAGGGCUUUAAUGUGAACGUGGCCUGGAACGGAGGACUCAACCCACCCAUGGGCGAUGCGGAGUACCUGGCAGCCUUCAGGACGGUUGUGAUGCCCAUUGCCCAUGAGUUCGCUCCCGACAUGGUGCUGGUGUCGUCUGGCUUCGAUGCUGUGGAGGGCCAUACAGCAGCUCUGGGGGGCUACCGAGUGUCAGCCAAAUGCUUUGGCUUUCUGACCCGGAAGUUAAUGGAGCUGGCCGGGGGUCGCGUGGUCCUGGCUCUGGAGGGCGGUCAUGACCUCACUGCCAUCUGCGACGCAUCUGAGGCCUGUGUCAGCACCCUGCUCAGCAACGAGGUGGAGCUCCUCUCUCAGGAGGUCCUCCAGCAGAGGCCCUGUGCUAACGGGGUGCGCUCCCUGCAGCGCCUGAUCCAGGUUCACAGGCCGUACUGGCGCUCUGUGAAUGCUCUGGCCCACACGGUGGACAUGUCCUACCUGCAGGCACAGAGGCGGGACUCCGCCAGCGACGCCGUCUCUGCCCUGGCCUCCCUCAGCGUGGGCGUCCACAGCAACAGCAGUUCUGCUCACCAUGAGUACAUGGGACAUGACCCCGACCACUCCAUGUAAGAGGCAGCCGUCUCUCCCAACCCCCAGGAUGCCCCCCCCCCCCCGUCUACUGAUGCCUGUCCUCUCCUUAUCAGGGGAUACUCCUGCAGGGAGACCUGCAGCCAACUGAAUGUCUUUCAGUGCCUUGCUAUCCGUCAUAUAAGCUUUAAAACCAGCAAUGACAAAGAAGACUGAAUCAGUAAUAUGGGAUUCUUAAAAAAAAAAAAAAAAAAAAAAAUGACAUGGGGACAUUCAGUUUUAAUGUCGAAAUAUUGUGAAACUUAAGAGUUCUUUGAUUACUACUCUUCACUUCUUCAGCUUUCGCUCUUUGAUACUGGUAGUCUUCAAACUGUCAUAUAGGUUGAUAUAUAUUGGGGUUGUAGUCUGUGGCCACUUGAUUACGGGGGGGGGGGGGAUCACAGGAUACCUGGGGUCGUAGGGUUAAAGGUGAUGCCCUUUGGUACAACAGAUGUUCCUCUGUUGGGUAGUCUACACAAGGUCCAGAGAUGUGGGCUGAGUUCAUGGCUAGUGCUUCUUUCACUGCUAAGGUGUUGUACACCAACAGCGGCUCUCCUUCCUUGACCUGAAUGAUCACGCCAUUGAAAAGGGUGGUGGCGGCGGUAGAGGGAAGGAAUGGUUUGGAGCAGUUUGGCUAAACGCUCCGAAUCUGACCAUCAGGGCACUGUCAAGGUUGGAAGAAGUAGUAAAUUGGCGUGACCAGUAUCGAAGGAAACCAAAGAAGGAAGUGCCAGUAUGCUGGAUGCCACACACGGUGCCUUCCUCACUGUGAAGUGAAGAAAAUAUGUUUUUUUUUUUGUUUGUUUAUUUUUUUUUUAAUGAAACCAUUUUAUUGAGCACUGUGUUGAAGUUCUCUUAUACUGUCCUGGGGUUGUUUUGAGGAGUUAACCCUGAUGUAAGACAUGAAGCAUUUUUUAUUAGGUGGAGUUUAUGAAGGAAUUUUCCAGAAAGCAUUCAGGAAGUAAACAAAAAUAGACGUUCCUGUUCGUACUGAGCUGUUAGUUUAAACUAUGCCUUUUAGUCAUUCCUUUUUUCCUCAAAAACCAAAACACACAGCUGUCUUAAGGAAUUAUUCCUCAAAAACAAGAGACCUCUGUAACUUCUUUUUCCAAUUCAUUGUAACUCCACUGCCAGUGAUUUAGAAUUUCGAGUUCAGUUAAGUACAGCAUGAAACAGGCAAGCAGAAAAAAAAGUAACUCAAAAAAUGAGACCAGCUUGAGAUGCUUGCAUUACAAUGACAUGCUGGACUUCACAGGAUCCUGUCCACUGACGAAAAUGCACUCCAGUUGCCUUAACAAAAAAUUGGUCCGUAGCACACAAACAUCCAGCCGAAUAUGUCUUUAUAUUCCUGAUUGAAACAAAUUUAGUUUUUAUGUUAGAGCUCACCCAUGAAGACCAGUGUUUUAACCUGUGGACGUAUAUGCCUACCAUGUUACAGUAUGUACCUAUUUGAGGCUGCAUUCCUUCAAUAUAUAUAUAUAUAUAUAUAUAUGUAUUUUUUUUUUUUUUUAACAAGACCAGUGAGCUAUGUGAGCCUCACAGCCUAUAAGUGUGUGUACUGAAGGUUGUUUUAAAGUAUAUAUUUAUAUAGAGUUUCCAUUUGUGGACCAAUGAGUGAUUUUUUAUACUGUUGGGUUUCUGCAUGUUGUUUGGUGUGUCCUUAGCCUAAGUGUUGGGUUCGGUGCUAGUCGCAAAGCAUAUUUAGACCUUGAGGCCUUAAUGACAUACUCCUUAGACGCAGCACAGCUCGUAGGACAUCGUAGCUGUUGAGCAGUCUCUCAUUUUGUUGUCAUCUCCGAGAUGACACUCGCUCGACAUUCUCCAGUUCCCUUGUUUGACAGUGUCUCAUCGCAAGAUGUUAGGGUGUCCUCGGACAUGUCCUCGGCCUUACUCCGUCCUUGCCCUCGCGUAGCCGAUGACGACACGAUGAGAUGGCCUGCUUGCUUUUGUUCUCGGGCCACGGUCAGUCAGCAACAUCAGAGAGAGAAAGAGAGUAAGGGAGAGAGAGGGAGAGAGAGAGAGAGAGAGAGAGAGAGCCGAGGACGAGCCAUCAUCUGGAACCGUUAUGAGUCCGUAUCGGCGGUUCUUUUGGAAUCAUAAAAGAGGGAGAGGGGUCUGAGAGGGCUCCGUUCCCCCGUUUGAAUUCCAGGAACGCAGCAAUGGAAUUAACCCUGAACGUCGUCUCACCUUCCCAAGGCUUUUCAUUUUUCGGGCCCCAUAAUCGAAUGUUUUUGGGCCCGCUGAGGCUCGUCCUGAGCUGAGAUCUGAGCACCUGAAUGUAACUUGACGUCUCGCACAUUUUGUUUGCGUUGAUCUCCGUGCUCUGAUGUGGCCGAUACUCAAGUUACAUCCCUUGCAGAAAUGCACCCCCUCUCUCCCCCCUUUGCACCAAAACUGAUCAUAAGAUUUUUGUAAUAUCUCCCAAAAAAAAAAGUGUCUUUUGAAAAAAGCCCUCCUAAUAAUGAAAGCUCUAUGGGUCCAUUCAGUAUGACUGCCAUGAGAGGUGCUAUCAUGUGCACUGGAAGCUUCUCACAUCCCAAUAGGUUUUGUAGCUAUGUGGCAAAUGACUUCAUGGUGCUUUUCAGGAACCCAGGCAAUGAAUGUCUUAUUAGAUUAGUCUAAUACUGAGUAAAUGUUUUAUAUUUGCUUCCUAAAUAGAAAAAAAAGAGUAGGUGCCCAGCGCAGUCUUAGAAAAUGAUUCUUUUUUCACCUAUUCCUUGUUUAUCAGUGAGUGGGCAAUGUUUCUCUGGAUCUAGCACUGAGAGGCAACUAACUGGAUCAGAUGUCCAUGGAAUCUCGAUUUUAACAAUAGAAUUCCCCGAAUUCCCCAAAUAAAAAUGAGAUAGUAGCACUUUCCUUGUUGUGGUAAAGAUGCCCUUGUGCAUACUGUAUGUUUUAUUUUUUUUCCUUGUCUUAUGUUUGUGUAUAGUAUAUUUUUGUUUGUUUGAUUGUUUGAUCAUUAAGUAAGUUGGUCCAUGUUGACGUGCUGUACAUGUCAAGAGAAAACCUAGCCGUGUUUGCUCAGACCAUCUCGCCUGUGAGUGAGUGUGUGUGUGUGUGUGUGUGUGUGUGUGUGUGUGUGUGUGAGACUGAACUGUGUGUCUCUUGAUCUUGCGAUUGGAAUGCUCUUGUUAUGAUCUUUGUUAGAAUUGUAGAUAGCUCAAGGAGACCAAAAGCACCAGCAUGUGCCUCAAAUCAAGCUGACAAACCUGUGUAAAGGUAGCCUUAAAAAAAACUGGAAGAUUAUGCAUCGAAAAAUAGCUUUCUGAGACAAAAGAAUGAUAUCUUUUAACUUUUUUCAUGUUAUUGGAUGUAUGCAAUGUAUUUGUACAGGUGAGAAUGACUAUACAUUUUAUACUGUUUUCUACUAAUUUCCUCCAUUAAAAAGAAACCCAUGUUUGUCCCUGA
Molecule: messenger RNA, 8161 nt
Organism: Clupea harengus (Atlantic herring)
Lineage: Eukaryota; Metazoa; Chordata; Actinopteri; Clupeiformes; Clupeidae
Gene: hdac7a
Product: histone deacetylase 7a
Exons: 24
Coding region: 2165-4756 (863 amino acids)
Biological process (GO): epigenetic regulation of gene expression; negative regulation of transcription by RNA polymerase II
Cellular component (GO): histone deacetylase complex
Molecular function (GO): histone deacetylase activity
Source: RefSeq, a predicted model, not a curated record